AUGGCUGCAAAAGAGUUAGUUACUAAAGGUCUUAGACGAACAAUCGGAACAGGAGAAGAUACGCUUGUUUGGCAAGACCCGUGGGUACCGGAUGAGACCGCAAGGACUCCUAUGAUAACACAGGCCUAUGAUCCAAACUUGAAAGUCUCGGAUCUAAUUGACCCUGCGAGAAGGGAAUGGGACAUCACCAAACUCAGGAAUGUACUCCACCCCGAUGAUAUACCACUAGUCCGAAGUCUAAAUCUUAGCAGGAACCCCAUACAGGAUAGUUACUGCUGGAACCUAACAGUAUCUGGGAAAUACUCAGUCAAAUCAGGCUAUAUGUUUGCAAAAUCAAAACCAGAUGAGGAAACUGAGUUCAGGAAUCAGCUACCCUCACUUAAUCCAUUGAAGGAAAAGAUAUUUAAAGUCAAAACCGGGGAAAAAAUCUGCCAUUUUUUGUGGCAAAGUCUCUCCGGAGCUAUUUCAGUUAAUGAAAGACUUUUCAAAAGACACAUUGGAAACGACCCCAGUUGCCCCAGAUGUGGCAUGAAGAAGAAACGAUCAACCAUAUGA
Molecule: messenger RNA, 555 nt
Organism: Raphanus sativus (radish)
Lineage: Eukaryota; Viridiplantae; Streptophyta; Magnoliopsida; Brassicales; Brassicaceae
Exons: 1
Coding region: 1-555 (184 amino acids)
Source: RefSeq, a predicted model, not a curated record